AUCAGAACCGAUCCUUACAGAGAGACACACCCAGCGCGCGAGAUAUCUACAUCGAUCAUCAUCACCAGCGAGCGAGCCGGCCGAGCAGCACCGAUGGCGGCGUACAUGCGCGUGACGCACCGCGACGAGGAAGGCAAGAAGGUGACGGAGAAGAUGCCGGUCCCGGAGACGCGGCGCCCGGACACGGCCAAGCACUUCGAGCGCAAGCUGGAGGAGCAGGGCCUCCACCGCUUCGAGCGGCACCCGGCGAACGCGCCCCGGGGCGUGGGCAUCGGCGCCCCGCCGCCCAAGUCCGGGCGCGGCGGCAAGUACACCUGGGAGGGCCCCGGCAGCGUCGUCGAGGACCAGCUCGACCCGGCGCCGCCCGCCAUCGACCCCAACGACCCCAACUACGAGGAGGGAGGGGCGGCGGACGAGGACGACGAGGCGGCCAGGGAGGUGGUCGUCGGGGAGGUGGAGGUCGCUAAGGUCGCCGAGAGCAGGGACGGCGUCGCCAGGGUCGACGUCGCGCCGGGCCUGCUCCAGGACCAGAAGCAGUAAAAGGACUGUCUUUUCUGGAUACGUCUAGACUCUAUAAGACUGUGUGUCAGUGUGUUCGAGUUUGUUCCGUGCAGAGAGUGCACGUCAACUCCGCUUUAAUUAAUCUGCUUUUGUUAAUA
Zea mays is the source of this 659-nucleotide messenger RNA. RefSeq lists its product as uncharacterized. The transcript has a single exon. The record is from RefSeq and is marked validated. Lineage: Eukaryota; Viridiplantae; Streptophyta; Magnoliopsida; Poales; Poaceae. The coding region runs from base 94 to 540 and encodes 148 amino acids.